Zygosaccharomyces rouxii is the source of this 1281-nucleotide messenger RNA. It is a transcript of the gene RAX1, whose product is annotated as Rax1p. The coding region runs from base 1 to 1281 and encodes 426 amino acids. Gene Ontology annotation, cellular component: plasma membrane. The transcript has a single exon. The record is from RefSeq and is a predicted model, not a curated record. Gene Ontology annotation, biological process: intracellular protein localization. Lineage: Eukaryota; Fungi; Ascomycota; Saccharomycetes; Saccharomycetales; Saccharomycetaceae.
AUGGAGGGAGAUUUUACGCCUAUUGAAAAUCAACGUCUUCCGACACUUUACGAAGUAUUACUGAGGCAAACAUCACCACCGGUGGAUCUAUGGUCCUUUUAUACCUUCCUUUCACAAUUUCCUUAUGCAAUUGACUUCCUCGAUUUCUGGAUCGACCUUAUGGCACACGUAAGGUUAUGUCGGGACUAUGUGAGAGGUGUUAAAGAAUCAAUUGAGGCAAGAAAUAGUGAAUUAAUUGCGGAUGAUGCACACUCUGAUGAGUCUAAUGUUUUACUGGAUGCACUGUUAACCGAGGGAUAUUUGGAUUUUAAGAACGCAAGGCGGGUUUCUCAGUUCCUAAGAGGAAACGUGGAGGAAUCCAUGAGAAUAUCAAGGUUAUUGGAUACGUUCAAGCAAGAUCACAGACUAAGUACUCAGUCUGACCGGGAAGCAGAUGAGUUUCUAGCCGCAAUGGUGGAUGAUAUGUUAAAGCAAAAGAUCCACAAGGAUAAGCAACCAAAAAUGACAAGAAAACAGUUGAUUAACAAUGCAAGUCAAAUAUGUAGGCAAUACCUUUUGUCACCACAGGAAAGUCCUCGAUACUUGAUCAACGUUCCUGAUGAAAUAAGGAUGAAGGCAUUGCAUGCUGUGCAAAGUGAACGUAGAUUUGAUCCCGAAUUAUUCGAAGAUUUAAGGAAUUUGUCGUACGAUUUUCUAGAAAUGGAUUGUUUCCCCAAAUUUCUCAACCGUGUGGCUUUGCACAAUUUACACGAUCAGUUAUCGGAUUGGAGAUUUCAAACUACAGCGGCCAUAGGUAAAUCGAAAGGGGACAUUCGUGGCCAGAGAUCCGCGUCGCCAUUGUCCACAUAUUCGGGUCUAGGUCGUAUUGCCCUUGGAUUGUGUUGGUUAGGAAUUGGAUUCUGGAUCGGAUACGUACUCAUAUUUUUGCAUUACAGUAGAGCCAUUCGUGUCACUACUAUAGUUCCGUUUGGGAUUGGAUGUUACUUUAGCGUUUGUGGAAUUUAUCAGGUGGAUAUAUUGUAUUCAUGGUUUGGUGUUACCCAAAGGCUAAUGUACGAAAAAAAAUUACCAUCGGAUAGGGAAGAGGAUGUUCCUAAGAGUAGGACAAGAGUACCGACAAUUUUUGCCCUUCUAGGUGGACGUUCAAGGCUGAUGCCAGUUCAUCAUCCUUUUAUUAAAAAAUUACUGUUGAGAAGGGGGAUGUGGUGUUUCCUGUUGGUAGUAGUAUCUACCGCAGUUCUUACAGUUCUAUUCAGUUGUGUCCCAGGUAAGAGAAUAUGA